UCUGUGUUUAUAGCAACUGCUCUGCUGGGUGGUGUGCUUGGGAAGAAAGAUUUUUUUUCAGAAAACAAAUCUAGCUUUACUUUGUUUCCUAUCAUUCUGGUAAUUAUCGUGAAGGAUCAUGGAACUCGAUGGAGGAAAAAUAAGUGUUUUGGAUGGUUAUUCGCCUGCCAAGAUCUUUGAGACGCGCCUCUUGGAGGUGAAGCAACACGAGAAGCAGGAGCUGUCAGCCGAGAGAGCCCAGGUCCUCUUUGAAGUCUUUGACGAAGUAUUACCCCAGCUUGGUAUCUUCAGAAAUGUUCUCAAGAUGGUGCGAGAUGAAAUAUUUGAGGCGGUCUACAGUGACCAGUAUACGAGCUCCAAGGAGACACGCACACCUUACAACACAGCGACCAACGUCAUCACCGACAGAAAAGAAGAAGACCGGACAUUUAUCCAGCGGAUCCCCUACUUCACACUGGUCCAGAGAGUUUACGCUGAGAGACACGAGGAGGCAGACAACUUGCGGGAUGAGAUCGAGAUUCUCGAGAAGCGUCUUGCCGACAAAACGCAGCAGCACGAGGAGACGGCAGCAGUCGUAGCCUCUCAGAGCACCGAGAUUGCAGAACUGAAGGACGAAAUAGUGCAGGCAUUACAGAACGUCGAAGACAGUGAGGUUGAGAUUGAGAAACUGAAGCUAGACUUGACAGAGCUGACCGAGGACACAGACAGAGAGAGAAGAAAUUUGGAGUUUCAGAAACGCAAACUGCAAGAGAGAGUCGCAACUCUUGAAAAGGAGACGGAAUUCCUGAAUCAGUACAAAAAUGGUUAUGACGCCCUGCAAGACGCCUUCAAUGCUAAGAUUGAAGAGGACAAGUACACAUCCCGGAAAUCAAGGAGAUCCGUCUUGGCUAACAAAAAGAACCACUUGCUGACCAACUUUGAUGCUGCCAAGAAGCUGGAGCGGCAGCUCUUGGAGGUGCAGAACCAGACCAUUGAGGAGUUUGAGUCGUUCCUGGAGGCCCACAAGUCCGAGCUGCAGUGCAAGGUCCUGCGGGACACUGCCGAGGGUGCCCUGCUGGACCGAGAGUACGACGAGGAGGAAAUGGAGUUGGAGAGGCUGGACACACAGCUUAGCACUGCUCAAGAUCACUUCCAGCAAACCAUCACAGCCCUGAACACAGAGCUGGACAUGAUCCGGCAGCACAGGGACGCCAUCCAACAACAGAUGGAGCAGCAGCAGGCGGAGAAGACGCGGAGCACCGGCGAGGCGGCCAAGACGCCCAGCCGGGCCCGCAGUGUGGCCUUCAAGGAGCCCGGGGACAGCAGCUCCCUGGAAGGUGGGGGCUACCGGUACGGCGAGGAGAAGGCGACCAGCACGAGCGGAAAAGAGUCUGCUCUGUCGGUGACGGAUAACUUUGUGAACGUGGACCUCCUGAGCAGCGAGAUGGACCCCUUUGUUCCCCAGGAGUCCAUCCUGAGCAAGUACAGUGUCAUGAUCUACACCACCACCAACCAGCGGAAGACCUGGCACGAGCUGAAGGAUGCCAAGUUCUGCACCAGCUGCGGGGAGAAGACAGUUUUAUGUCCACACAAAGUGAGUGGGGAGAAGGUUAUCAUGCUGCCCCAUAACUGUAGUCACAUCAAGCUGUCUCGCCCGGGGGUCCGCAUUCCCAUGGAGAGAACGCACAAAGCAGGACUCCAACCCCACCCUCCGCCAACAUUGAAAUUGUCGUCCACCCUGUUGGAGUCUGGUGAGCUGCCCGCCGGCGACCCGGCCGGCAAGCGCAUUCGCAGUCGGUACUCCGUACUGGAGAAGGACAACGAGCAGCACAUCUUCCACGGGGACUCGGUCACACCCGGCAUUGCCGACAGUGCCCCACCCUCCGCAUCCCAGAUGGGAAAGACACAGCAUUCUCAAGACCAACAGAUGAGCACCUUUGUGCCUCUGUGGGAUGACUUCAAGGGGAGAACCAGUUUGACGAGGUCCAUCCCAAAGCCAUUGGAUAUGAAGAGGACGCUUUCAAUCAUUGGCCAAUUUUACGCCCACGUCUUGUGGCAAGACGAACAUGCUUUGGAAGACGAACCGAUAGUUGGUGUGCUGAACGGUUUCUACAACUACAUGGCGGAUCGCUACAUUCUGCAAGACGUCAUGUACUUGUGCGCGUAUGAUUUCAUCUCAGCUCUCACUGACUAUUCUGCUCUGAAUAAGGCUGUUCAGAUCUUCGCACAGGUCCUUGUCGGCAACUUGGAUGCCACCGUCUUCCGAUAUCUCCUCGUCAUCAGCGAUCUGAUCGAUCGAGUUGACUGGCAAUAUGUGGAGGACUUCAAGGCAUUUGCUACGGCCAUCUAUCCAUUCUUAAAUGAGGACGACAUCGACCAGCUGCAUCUUGGCUACACAUCCUUCAGCGAGAACAAGGUCUCCAAGGCCCUGGUCUGCGAGUACUUAAUGUACAUCAUCCUCAAGUACCGAGAACCCAGAUUCCAGGACAUUGAAAGCAAGUUGUUACAGAGGCCUGGCAAAGAGCUGGGCCUGAUGAACGAGAAGGAAUUCAGCGAGGCAGUGGAUGCCAUGUCACCUCUCGCCAACGAGAAGCUGCGACAUCGUCUGUUUGCCGAGGCCCAAGCCCACUGCAGCGAGGGGGCUAAGGUAGCCAUCAUGCGGCUGUCCCAUAUCGCUAGUUACCUUCUCCUGCAGCAGGUGGCACCGCUACUGAGACAGAAGAUGGCCGAGAAGGUGGAGGAUAGUCGAAUAUUGACCAGCUCUAAUCAAGGCCAGGGAAACUAACACUAUGUGCCACGCUGCCUGGAUUUCGUGUCUCUUCAAACCUCGGGUAUGUUUUGUCGUAUUGGCUCGGAACAGACGGGUGUUACUAUCUCCAAAGUGUCUUCACGCACUCAGCCGCCUUUAUGACAUGGGGACUGGUAUUUCGUCCUCGGUGAAAAGGAUCUGGCACCAUCCCUAGAAUCACCGAGUCCCAUAUCAUUCCAUCCCGUCUAUGCGUAUCCUUGUUGUGGUUUCCACCUUUUUAUUGUUUUCAUCUGGAGAGCCAGUAAAGGUACGUAUCCUCCAGGAUUUCUACGCCUCGCCUCGCAACUCCUUCCCAGCAGUUGCCAUUUUUCAACAAUGAACUCGCUGUCAGGGUUUCAAAUCACAGGCUCUGUCUACCACCUGCCGUCUUAACCUAGCCUUCCACAGCAGUGAUUUCACCUCCCAGUGAAAGCAAUGGUCUGUGUAGAUGUAGAAAGUCUUACCACUCCUUGUUGUGUGAGGGUUGUCAAGGAAGAUGACAGAAGUGGUCGUUGCACGCACAGUCCCCUAAGUUGUACCACAACAUCAAAACUUUAACAGCAAAGCAGCUGGCUAUUUGUUGCCGUAAGGUGGCGCCUGAUUGGCCACGGACAGAAGUCCUGCAGUAGUUUACCAAUUUGCAAGUGACGUUUGUAUUCCACCUCUGUGGAAGUGGCAAGUCUCUGUCAGCUUUGAUGAGGAAAUGAUUAGACCAUAAGACACCGGUAGGAUUUCACGUGUCUGAGUCGCAAAGAAGCCAUAUGCCUAGUACGUCACAGUGUGAUCUUCACCGCUCUCUUCCGAAUUGUGAUUAAGACUCAAAAGAAUGCCUGCCCUUUAAAAAAAACGUACCUGUACGUAUCCUAGAUUAUUGUACUUUUUAGGAUGCGUACUGGCAGUUAAGGCACAAUAAACGAUGGACCUCCCCGUCCAUCCGGUCAUAUCAAUAAACUCACACAUCAUGACCAAGGCUAAGGAGGCUUUUAGAGAGCUUUUAGCUUUUAGAAAUUAGGCCAUACUGGUCCCUCCCAAAUGACCUACUGAUUGUCAACAGGCAAGCAAAAUACAGGGCUGGUACGGUUCUGCAUGAGGCUGAUAUUGCAAAUGACCUACUAAAAAUCCCAUUUCCUCAAGAUCAUCCCGACUGCAUGCACCACCCGUAUUUACCUUUGAUCACUUCGCAAGCUAAUAUCCUGCUCACGUUGAUGGAUCUAAUGAAGAUGGAUUUGACAGGUGAUUUCCUCUGCUGUCUCUGCUUUCGGAUGAAACAUCAAUUCUGCAUGGCUCAAAUAGGCUCUUCGAGACCAUUAUAAACGGGUGAGUCACGGCAGCAUCGCAAAAUUGAUUCGACUUAGAUUUUGGAAGAAGGGGAAAUGUUUCCGACUACUGGAGGAAACCAUCACAUAAGUACCAGAAGACAAUUCAUUGACAUCCUGACAUUUUUGGUGUGGGUUAAAUUGCUUGAACCAUACUAUCUGUGGUUCCUUGUUCGAGUGCACUGUCUACUGAAGGGCAGUUCCGUGUCGGAAAUACACAGACUCACGCUUAAUAACCAACGUGCUUAAGAGGAUUUAUAUCAUGCUUAAAAUCGGAAGUGCGUUUUUAGUUUGACAUUCAUCCUGAAUAAAACGCAGCUCUGUCAUCCCCUGUGGUCAUGCGGAGAGGCAGAAAAUCUCGAAGGCUGUCCAGUCACUUAUUAGUAUUCUGUUGAGUGGAAACAUUAAUGAGUACGAGCAACCAGAAAUAACCACAGCAGGUGUCAACUGGGCGGGGUUGGUAAA
Molecule: messenger RNA, 4548 nt
Organism: Acanthaster planci (crown-of-thorns starfish)
Lineage: Eukaryota; Metazoa; Echinodermata; Asteroidea; Valvatida; Acanthasteridae
Source: RefSeq, a predicted model, not a curated record